AUGCUGAAAACAUUAGGUGCUUUAACAUUAACAGGGACUGGAUAUUAUCUAAACUAAAAAUAUAGAAUAGCUCCUUCAUUUAACUUUGAUUUUUAUAAUCUUUUUUACCAGUUUGUUUAAAAAGUGUAUAGUACAGAACUUGCAUAUAGCGUUACAUAAUAGCUUAUGAGAAUGGAAUUGUUCUAUUAAAUUGAUCGAGAUUAGUAUACCAAAAAUUUAUGUGGAGAAAUAAGCGGAAUAUUCCUACCUAAUAUUAUUGGAUUAGAAGAAGGAAACGAUUUAUCAGGUAAAUAGCUAGAAAGUUUAUUUGAUAUAGGCUUUGGUUUUGUUGAAAUUGGUCCUCUAAGCUAAAAUUCUGUAUUUCAGGAAUAAGAAAUGCAAACUCAAUAAGUUGAUGAGAAUAUACUAAUAGGAAAAUCAAUUUUAGGUAGCUUUAAGAAGAGAAAUUUUGAAUAAUCAUAUAAAUAUCCUGUUGGUGUAAAUAUUUAAGUAAGUUAAGAAAUAAAAGAAAUGACUCCAUUUUUAGCUUAGAAAGAAUAUGAGUAAGGAUGCACUGAAUUAAUAGAUAUAUCAGAUUAUCUUGUUAUCAAUUUCACAAACAGUUAAAAUAUAAAACAUUUAUUAGAACCAAUAAAACUAAAAGAGCUAUUAGAUGGUGUCAAAUAAAAGAGAUAAUAUGAAAUAGCAGUUAAUGCUUUAAUUUAACAUGAAAAUUAAAUCAUCCAAAAAGAAAAAAAACAAUUUGGUGUAAUUUAUGCUGAUGAUAUUUAUGGAUUUUCAAGAAUAAAUUCUGAAGCUUUUGUUCCUAAAAUUUAUAUUAAACUUGAUGAAAAGGAGCACUAAUUACCAAAGUUAAUAGAUAUAGCAUAGAAUUAUAAAAAAAUUGGAAUUGAAGGGUUGAUUAUUCGCACUGAAAAUAUCUCUACAAUUUCUAAAAUUGCUAGCUUAACUUAAGGUGAAAUACCUUUAAUAGUAGCUACUUCAGUAAAGGAUGGGGAAGAUGUCAUAAAGAAAAUUAAAAAAGGUGCAUGGGCUAUUUAAAUUAGUGAGGACUACAAAAAUAAAGGUCCUCGUUUUGUUUAAGAUCUCAUGGAUGAUGUAAAAUAAGAGUUAGACAAAAUCAAUGUGAAGAAUAUUACAUAGUUGAGAGGAGUUGAUAUAUUUUGA
This is a messenger RNA of Tetrahymena thermophila SB210, 1167 nucleotides long. Its product is annotated as dihydroorotate dehydrogenase. The transcript has 5 exons. Gene Ontology annotation, molecular function: dihydroorotate dehydrogenase activity. Lineage: Eukaryota; Ciliophora; Oligohymenophorea; Hymenostomatida; Tetrahymenidae. The record is from RefSeq and is a predicted model, not a curated record. Gene Ontology annotation, biological process: 'de novo' pyrimidine nucleobase biosynthetic process; pyrimidine ribonucleotide biosynthetic process. Gene Ontology annotation, cellular component: mitochondrial inner membrane; cytoplasm.